UAGACUUGUUAUAUUUUAAUGAAAAAGAACGAGUAAUAAGUGUUGUAAUUCAAUCGAUUGAAAAGUAACGGUGGAUCAAAUGAUUUCAGUGUUCCCUACAGAAUUUAAAUUCGUGAAAUGGUGAAAAUAAUUACUUUCACUGUGUUAUAAAGAAAAUUUACGGAAAAUUUUAAUGAAAUAAAAAUAUUAUUAAGUAUAACGUAAAAACAGAAAUGUAAAAAAAAAAAAAAUUUACUGUAGUUAAAAUAAAUUCAAAAUUAACUCAAAUAAGUGUGCAAAAUUUCUUAAUUUCUCAUUGAAUAAAAUAUAAAUAAUAACAAUGUGUUUUAUAAUAAAAAUUAUACCCUGCAUUUGAAACUAGACAGUUGUUCUAAUUUCUGCUUUCAGAAACACACCGCAGAAAUAAAUUUUUAAUUUUAUUGCAAAAAAUAUAAAAAGAGAUCAAACAAGAAUUCAAAUCGCUUAAAAGCCAAGUGAAAGUGAAAUUGGAUCAAUUAAUUAAAUAAGAUAAUUUUAAUUGCUAAUUCGGCGAAGAGUAAAUAUUUAUUAUGUUUGUUAAAAACCCCAGAUUUGCAAAUUAAAUAAAAAUAUACUUAAAUUAUUCGUUGCUGAAUAAAAAAUAUUCAUAAUUGUUACAACGAUAACAGCUAAUACUAGUAAACUAAAAAUAAAAUAUAGAGUUUUUGAUUUAAAAAAACUAAAAUUAAUAUAAAAUAAUAAAAUAAAUUAAAUUAAAUGUUGAAAAAUUUUAAAAUUUUUAAAAGGGUUUGCUUAAUAUUUGACCGUUUCGGCAGUGAAAAAUAAUUACAGUGCACUAAAUGGAAACGAUCUAAAAAUCCUAAAUUCAAAAUAAAUCCAAGUAUAUACAAAAUUUAAAUAAUUGAAAAGGAGGCCAACUCUCUUUGAAAUCCAAACCCUCGCGGGAGACUAGAAAUGAGUUAAUAAACUAAAUACACUAGCUGAAAAUGGUGCAAGUACAUAAAUAAAUUGAUGUGUAUAGAGUGAAGAUAUCAGCGGAAACGGAAAGUGAGAGCAACUGGAAGAUUGAAAGAGAUUUAUCUUAUAAAUAAGUUAUGCUAAGAGUACUUAUACAUAUGUAUGUAUAGAGGCACAUAAAUCACAAGGCACGUAAUACAUCCUACGCCUUACACUGCUAUAAACCGUUAAAUGUACAUCACUACCCUUUAUAUACGUAUAAGAGGCAAGCAAGUACUCUAAAAGAAUACUCAUAUAUAUGUAACUGCGUAGCCACAGCCGCUGCUUCUUUGUCUCUAUUUAGUUGAAGCAGUGACCUUAACACUUGCCACACUGACCAACGCUAAUGAAUCAGCGACAACAACAAAACGAACAACAAUUGCAGAAUCUGCACCCAAAAACGAACAACUCGUUGUAGCUCUAACAACGAAUAACUGAACAAAGGCAAGCGGUGUAACAACAAUGAAUGUAAUCGCCAAGACCCAACAAUUCGCACAGGCAUUAGUUGUAGUUGGCUUCAGCAGCAUCACUGCAGCGGCCACUCAUGCGACGGCACACAAUCCAAGGACGGAUAAUUUACUAGCCGCAGCCGCAGCAGAAACAACUCGUUCUACUUUAACGCUAGCUGCCAGAAUGUUAGCUGGCUUACCAACAUCCGCCUCCGACAUUGCUGACUCGGCAAUAACGGAUAUGGCGGCGGUGGACAGCACGAGCAGCAAUGAAAGUGCGGAGGGUGAGGGUGUGGCUGAAGCAGAGCCGGAUACGUUGGAUGUGUUGCGAGAUGAAUGUUAUAAACGCCUGAAUGAAACCGCGACACAGUUUACAGCAGGUGAAUCUUACUGCGCCGGCACAUUUGACGGUUGGCUCUGUUGGCCGGAUACAGCCGCCGGCACUUCCGCCUACGAACGCUGCCCGGAAUUCAUAACUGGCUUCGAUCCGACAAGAUUUGCACAUAAGGAAUGCGGAAGCGACGGUGAAUGGUACAAACAUCCGCUCACGAAUAAGACCUGGUCCAAUUACACGACCUGCAUUAAUUUCGAUGAUUUAGAGUGGAAGCACAGCAUUAAUCUCUUUUAUAAGACUGGUUACGGCAUAUCCCUGAUAGCGAUACUCCUAUCUCUCGCUAUAUACACUUAUUUCAAAUCACUGAAAUGUGCGCGCAUAACACUCCACAUGAAUUUAUUCACAUCCUUCGCAGCGAACAAUUCACUCUGGCUAGUUUGGUACUUCGUUGUGAUACCCGAAACGGAGAUGCUGAAACGGAGUCCGCCACCCUGUGUUGCGCUGCACAUAAUACUCCACUACUUCCUGCUAACCAACUAUUCAUGGAUGCUCUGCGAGGGCUUCUACUUGCACACAGUGCUGGUGUCCGCCUUUAUAUCGGAGAAGAAAUUGGUGAAAUGGCUGAUUGCCCUCGGCUGGGGCACGCCGGCAAUUGUUAUCUUCAUUUACGCUAUGGCGCGUGGUCUCGGCGGCUCCGGCGAUGAAGUUAAACACUGUUGGAUGCAUAGCACGAACUUUGAGAAUGUUCUCGUUGUACCCGUUUGUAUUUCCAUUUUUCUUAAUUUGCUAUUUCUAUGCAAUAUUGUGCGCGUUGUGCUACUUAAGCUGAAGGCACCGGCGAGCAUACAAGGCAGCUGUGGACCCUCACGCACCGUCCUGCAAGCAUUCCGCGCAACACUCUUGCUUGUACCGCUAUUGGGAUUGCAGUACAUUUUGACGCCAUUUCACCCGGAUGCAGGCCAUCCAUGGGAGCAGACAUACGAAGUAAUCUCAGCGUUUACGGCCUCAUUUCAGGGUCUCUUUGUUGCCACACUCUUCUGCUUUUUCAACGGCGAAGUUAUUGCGCAAGUGAAGCGCCGCUGGCGUACGGCCUGGUUUAGCAACAGAGCGCGUGCAAAUUCCUACACUGCAACCCAGGUCUCGUUCGUGCGAUGUGGCCCGCCCUUGCCCGGCGAAGAGAAGGUAUGACUAAAGAGCUUGUCGUCGACGAAAUCGCGUCGCGCUUCCAGCGCCGUCACCGGACGCGGCAGCGAUGCACCAACCGCUGCCGGCAGCAGUAAAAGCGCCACACGCAUGCGCAGCAACAGCAGCGCACCCGCCACUCAAAAGUCCCAUGCAAAUGCAACAGCGACGCCCGGUCUAAUGGGAAGGUUUCAAUUUCUGCGACGAAAAACCGUCGAUCAGCUGCGCAUACGGCAGCCGCUAAUGGAGGAGGGCGGUUGUGCUGGCGAUGGCGGCGCGGAGGCGUGCAACUGGAAUAGUCAUAGAAAAAAUGCGACCGAAAAUGUGACGGCGUUAGCUGAAAACGCCACUACAGCAGCAACAACAACAACAACGGAAGCAGCGAACAACAGUGUACUAGCAGCGGCGACAACAACGAGUAAUUACUACAACAACAAUAGCAACAAUCGAAACAGCAGCAGCGGCAGUUAUAGCAUCGACGGCAGCAGCGCGGAGGGCAGCAAUCGCGCUGGCGGCAUUUUACUUGUCACCACCACAGCUGUGCACACGAAUCCCAACACAUGCACAUACAACAAUAAUUUGCAUUUGGAUGGCAACAAAAUCGCCGACGAGGCAUUGUAAGCGCAUUAAAAUGCCACCAAAUACGAAGCGCCGUUGAGUUGAAGCGCGAUGUGACAUGUGGCAUGUGACUUGUUGCGGUUGGAGGUGACUUGGCUGUAUAUGUGUAUGUAUAAGGUUUUAGUGUCAGCAUAGUUGUAAGUAAUUGUAGUUAACAUGUGAUUAACUGGUACUACAACAGUUGAUAUAUUUAUUGCAAAUUUGCACUGUGUAUGUGUGUGUGUCAGCCAUUUAGUGGUAAAUUGCAAAUAGGCUAUGCUAACAACUAUGCAUAUUUGUUCAGUUAACUGUGAAUUAUGUAUAAUUUUUCGAUUAGUUGUAAGUUGAAAAUGUGAAUGUCCAGAGGAGUAGUUAAUUAUCGCUUGGCCUUUUAAUGUUUUAGUACAAAUAUAAUUUCUUUAAGCCUUUCAUAUACAAAGAAUAGUGAAUUUGUUGAAUACAUAUGUAUGCUAUGCUAACUCACAACACAUUGUGCAAUAUUAUUGAUUACAAAAUGUGUUAGAUAAUUUUUAGAAUUUUAUUCGCUUCUAAGUUAAACUAAUUUGUAAUGUAUCAUUAACGGUUGUUUAUAGCACUAAGCAACAAUAUGUGACGAAUCGAUAGCAUGAUAUUUCCAUAUGAACACUUUUUAGUCUGCUAAUAACCAGGCAACACUUCACGUAACGACAUUCUUUGACGUUACCGCAAAGUGUGUUGUAUCUUUUGCCCUUUGUAGAAAAAAAUUACAAAUCAGAUCACAAUCACACUAUCUACCUAUUAUAUAACCACAAAUUGAAUUAGAACAGCUUUUUACUGGUGCCUAAGUGCCACCCUCUCGUACCCAUGGCUUCUAACUAACUUGGUUUCGCUAAGAAGACCCAGGCAGUCCACGUUAAACAGCAUUAGCGCUUGCGAUUGAGAUUCCUCAAAGUCUCUAAUCUUAUUACCCGCCAGUUGUGCGCAGGUAGUAAAGAAUUUCAAUACCUAAUUAUUAUCUUAAUAUAUACAGCGAAGAAGGGAUGUGUCCCCUUGUCCACGACCUCAAAUCUGACUGCUUUUCUCCAUCCAAAAGACUGGUUCUUUAAAAGGGACUAACGAUCGUUCAUGCAAAAAUAAGCGCCGCCAACCGCUCUAAUUCCUAUCGAGAUAUGGCACCAUCCGAACUCUGUGGCCUAUUAAGCUUUCAAAAGGGACGAAAGCAGUUGCGGCCUAAACCCGUCAGUCUUUGCUGUUGGGUAUCAGCCCAUCAUAUUCAGGUGGCGGGAUGCUGUAGCUACCAGCUUAGGGUUCAAGCGAAUUUGACUGCAGUAGUUGAAAACCGUAAAGGCCGCAGGUAAUUUAGCGCUACCCGAGAUGCUCGGAGCGUUAUCCACUCGGAAUCGAUCCGCACUACAUUUGAUUAUUAGGGUUUGAGGUGGCUUGGAAACUGAUUAAACUUUCCUUGUUGCUAUUUGGAGUAAUAAUCGUAAAACGAUCUUCGUCAUUCCGCCUUAUCUUCUAUACAUAGAUCCGAAAGUUAAGUGAGCAUUUAUUAUUAUAUGAUACCAAGUAUGGAAUGACCGAGUUUCCAGGGUAAAUAGCCAAUUACAUAUAAAUCUUUGAUUUUAUAACUAUACGAAGUCAGCCAUAAGCACCUCCUGACCAUGAAUAUACUAAUUACCGUCGAAUCAGUCGUCGUAAGAUAUAUGAAUAUUCACCCUUAUGAUAUUUUAAAAGUCUCCAAAAGUAACUAAUUUUUGGUUCUGAAGAUGUAGGUAUUUUAUGAUUUCUUGCUGUUAUAAUUUUUUUAUUUUCUCUUAACAUAAGAGUAUAAUUAUAUUACUAUAUGGGUAUUAUAUAAAUUUUACCCAAUUUAUCAGAACAUACAAUAAUAUGCAUUUAAAAAGCUUUAUAAAAAAUUAUUCGUGCACAAGUUAAAACUAACAAAAUUUUAAGUUUUCUUGUGUUUUUUUACAUAUCUAUGUGGUAUUUUGUAAUACUUAGUAACUUAAGUCGAGCUAAGUUUAAAAUUAAUACCAUAUGUACUCGUAUAAAUUGAUUUCUAUUAAAAAUCUGUGCAAAUUUCAUACACUCCUCAAAUCUAUUUUAACGCUAUUUAAAGCUUCUGAUUCUAUGUUUUUGUUUGAGAUAAAACAUUUUCUGUGCAAACACCUAAUAAAAAUAACUCUAAGUGCCCCAUAAACAUAACUUAAGCUAUUUUUACAUAUAAUAUUUUCACAGAAACUUACCUAGCUAAGAAAUUUUUGCAUUUAUUAAUACCGCAAUGAGUUCCAUUAAACUCAGUCUUCCUUUAAUUGCCUUGAAACAUAUACAUAAAGUAUAUUAUAGUUUAUAAAAAUCAUGUUAUUUUGCUGUAAAUAUAUAAAUUUGUUCUUAUCAAGCUCUGUAAAUUGCUUAUAAAUGAUGUUAGUGGAAACUUACAGCUAUUGUAAUAUAAUAAAAUCGAUUUUCACACGCCUAGA
This is a messenger RNA of Bactrocera oleae (olive fruit fly), 5999 nucleotides long. The record is from RefSeq and is a predicted model, not a curated record. Lineage: Eukaryota; Metazoa; Arthropoda; Insecta; Diptera; Tephritidae.